AUGAGCAGUAAGGAGAUAACCGGAGGCCAGUCCGUCCAGUAUGUGGGCCCGUACCGGCUGGAGAAGACCCUCGGGAAGGGGCAGACAGGACUGGUGAAAUUGGGGGUCCACUGUAUAACAGGGCAGAAGGUAGCCAUUAAGAUUGUCAACAGAGAAAAGCUUUCAGAAUCUGUCCUCAUGAAGGUGGAGAGAGAAAUAGCUAUUCUUAAACUAAUAGAGCACCCCCACGUUCUGAAGUUGCAUGAUGUCUAUGAGAAUAACAAAUACCUGUACCUGGUGUUGGAGCACGUGUCGGGCGGCGAGUUGUUCGACUACCUGGUGAAGAAAGGCAGGCUGACACCCAAAGAGGCCAGGAAGUUCUUCCGACAGAUCAUCUCUGCCCUUGACUUCUGCCACAGCCACUCCAUAUGCCACAGAGACCUGAAGCCAGAGAACCUGCUCCUGGAUGAGAAAAACAACAUCAGGAUAGCGGACUUCGGCAUGGCCUCUCUCCAGGUGGGGGACAGCCUGCUGGAGACCAGCUGCGGAUCCCCACACUAUGCAUGUCCAGAAGUCAUUAGGGGGGAGAAAUAUGACGGUCGCAGGGCAGAUGUUUGGAGCUGCGGCGUCAUCCUCUUCGCUCUCCUGGUGGGAGCGUUGCCUUUUGACCACGACAACCUGCGUCAGCUGCUAGAGAAGGUGAAGAGCGGCAUUUUCCACAUGCCUCACUUCAUCCCGCCGGACUGCCAGGCGCUGCUCAAAGGAAUGAUCGAGGUCAACCCCGACAAGAGACUCACGCUAGAAGCAAUACAGAAACAUCCCUGGUACCAGGGUGGUCGUAACGAGCCAUGUCCGGAGCAGCCUCCUCCUCGGCGGGUGUGUGUGAGGAGGAUCUUGUCGCUGACGGAGCUGGACCCGGACGUCCUGGAGAGCAUGCACUCCCUGGGCUGCUUCAGAGACCGGGUCAAACUGACACGGGACCUGCAGUGUGAUGAGGACAACCAGGAGAAGAUGAUUUACUACUUGCUGUUGGACAGAAAGGAGCGGUACCCCAGCUGUGAGGAUGAGGAUUUACCGCCUAGAAAUGAUAUAGACCCCCCCAGGAAGCGGGUGGACUCCCCAAUGUUGACACGUCAUGGCCGCUGUCGACCGGAGAGGAAGAGCCUCGAGGUUCUCAGUGUCACAGAACAGGGGUCUCCCACUCCACCUCGCAGGGCUCUGGACACCUCUGCACACAGCCAGAGGUCUCGCUCGGUGAGUGGAGCGUCCACGGGCCUGUCCUCCAGCCCUCUCAGCAGUCCAAGGAGCCCGGUCUUCACUUUCAACCAAUCAGAGGUCACCCCUGUUACCAUCCCCUCCACCAAAGACCCCAAACCAGGAAGUGCCGCCACCACCCCUCGGCCAACACGCCCGGUGCCCGACCCCAAAACCCAGACCCUGCCAUCCAAGGGCCCCGCCGAGCGGCCCCAGCUCCAGUCCAUGAAAUCCCUCCCCCUCCCUCCUCCUCCCUCCCCCUCCCCUUCCCCUAUCCUCUCUCCCAUCCCGCGCUUCUUCUUUUUCCCUGCUACCUCCGUCUUCAAGUCGGUCACCAAAAACAUCCAGUCAUCCUCUAACUCUUCUGCCACCCCUCACCCCACUGUGUCACAGGUCACCCCGCAGGGCUCGCCGCUGCCCACCCCCCUGGGCACACCCGUGCACCAAAUCCAACACCCCUCCUCCACCACCCCUACCUCUUCCUCCUCCUCCCCCUCCAGAGCGGAUGGAGGAGGCGGGGCCUCUCUGUCUCUGACCCCACCCACCAGCCCGGGUGGCAGCGGGGGAUUGGCCAGCUCGAGCUCUGCCCACUGGCGGACGAGACUGAAUUCGUUCAAGAACAAUCUGCUGGGCUCACCACGCUUCCACCGACGCAAGCUGCAAGUCCCUACAUCAGAGGACAUGUCCAGUUUGACACCAGAGUCCAGUCCAGAACUGGCCAAGAGGUCCUGGUUUGGUAACUUCAUCAGCCCGGAGAAAGAGGAGCAGAUUUUUGUCAUCAUCAGAGACAAACCUCUCAGCUCCAUCAAGGCUGACAUCGUCCACGCCUUCCUGUCCAUCCCGUCCCUCAGCCACAGCGUGGUGUCCCAGACCAGUUUUCGAGCAGAGUACAAAUCCUCUGGGGGCCCCUCCGUCUUCCAGAAGCCCGUCAAGUUCCAGGUGGACAUUGCUUUCUCUGAGGGGGAGAGGGAGCGAGAGAGGGCGCGAGCGGAGAGGGAAGGGAGGAGAGAGACGGGGAUCUACAGCGUCACCUUCACGUUGAUAUCAGGUCCCAGUCGCAGGUUCAAGAGGGUGGUGGAGUCCAUACAGGCUCAGCUACUAAGUACUCAUGAUCAGCCUUCUGUGCAGGCACUGGCUGAUGAGAAGAACGGUCAGCUGUCCCGCCAGCCGAGCACUCCCACCCGGCAGAACUCCCGGCGCUCCGAGGGCGGCAUUUCCGACCGGGAGCACGAGCGGGGGGAGCGGGAGAGAGCGGACAGAGACCGGGUGGUCGACGGGGGGAGCGCGAGCAUCGGAGGCAGCGGGAGCGUCCUGCAGCGGAAGGGCUCGGCGAAAGACAAGACCAGACUCCUCUCGUCAUCCAACGGGACGCAGUCUCACCCCUGA
Messenger RNA from Lampris incognitus (smalleye Pacific opah), 2619 nucleotides. RefSeq names its product BR serine/threonine kinase 1b (gene brsk1b). The coding region runs from base 1 to 2619 and encodes 872 amino acids. The record is from RefSeq and is a predicted model, not a curated record. Gene Ontology annotation, cellular component: cytoplasm. Gene Ontology annotation, molecular function: ATP binding; tau-protein kinase activity; protein serine/threonine kinase activity. The transcript has 20 exons. Lineage: Eukaryota; Metazoa; Chordata; Actinopteri; Lampriformes; Lampridae. Gene Ontology annotation, biological process: intracellular signal transduction; protein phosphorylation; microtubule cytoskeleton organization.